Messenger RNA from Alternaria ventricosa, 1533 nucleotides. RefSeq lists its product as uncharacterized. The record is from RefSeq and is a predicted model, not a curated record. The transcript is spliced from 2 exons. The coding region runs from base 1 to 1533 and encodes 510 amino acids. NCBI's taxonomy places the organism in Eukaryota, Fungi, Ascomycota, Dothideomycetes, Pleosporales, Pleosporaceae.
AUGGCUAUUGAAGAGGAAGACGAAGAAGAUGGUGAAGGUCGACCCUCCAAGCGACAACGAAGAGCCACCCGCAAGUUCGACGGUACUGACACAGGAACUGGUGCCAACACCCCCAAGAAGCACAACGGUUGGGGCGGCGCGCGCAAGAAAGGUGUUAGUCGAUUCACGAAGCCAACCUCGGAGACGCCAGAACCCGAAGGACGGGGCGUAAAGCGAGCCCGGACAACGGCUAGUAACUUACUCCAUCAGCGCAUCCAAGAAAUGAGAGAGGAAUCAGUCGUCGGUAGUUCCGGAGACGAAGACUCAUCAACCAUGGACGUAGAUGAGUAUUCAGAUGCUAACCCCAAGCGUGGACGCCCAGCCGGUAGCAAGAACGUAGCUCGCCGCAGUGACUUUGGAGUAAAGAAAGGCCCACGAAAGAAGACGAGCGAAUCGGGAACCCCAGCCCCCUCAGCACAUGGCCCAAACGCUCCACCACCAGCACUGAACUCCAUGAGUGAAGGUCAAGGUCAGUUUACUAUUGAUGCCCAGCCGUUCCCGGAAGGCAUACCCAUCAUGGCACCGAACUCUGCUGAGACGGUUUUUCAAGGCACACUACAGUAUUCUGCGCCCAACACAGAGGUACCACUUGUGCAUCCGAGCGAAUCCAGUACUCCUGACGCGUACAUGCUCACUGCCCCCCUUAGUCAGUAUACAGCCAACAACAGCUACGCGGACGACUCAUCCCCAGCGUCAGGCUCGCGACGCAAACCGCGCGUAAAAUCAGAGAAGCGCAGUCAGUCCAUGACCAUGUGGUGGGCCGAACGCAAGGCAAAGAAGCGCGAGGAGGAAGCGCAGGCCGGAAUUACCCCAACACCCGAUCCGCGCGAAAAAUCCGCGACGCAGAAGGGUGCCCGGCAGUCUGAAGGCUCGGCGACUGGCGCUACACCGCAGUCGCAGCCUUCGCAUUCCCAGCAAGCAUCUCCGAUACACCAUCCACAGCACGCUCCUCAACACAGUCCCCAUCACCCUCCGCCAGAAGCGUACCUGCAGUAUACCCAAGGCCCGCCGCAACACUACAUGUACCUCAGCGGACCGCCUCCACCACAACACAUGAUGAUGCAGUACUCGCCACUUGCGGCCCUUCCCACUGGUUCUUUCCCUAGCCCAUAUCCCCAUCACGCGCCACACGCCCACAGCGGAAUUCCCCUUACCCAACCCCCGAGCACAGCAGGCGGACCGUUUGGAGGUCCCCGCCAACUCGCCCCAGCACCCAUGAACAUGCCCACAUACCCCAGCCCGUACGGUCCCCAAAGCCCAGCCGGUGGCAGACCCAAGAGCAGUGGCCAGUCACUGCCAAGGAGUGCUGCUACUACCGGCCAAAACGGACAGCAGGUACUGGCACCCGCCCCAUCUCAGCAACAACACCAGCAGCAGCAAGGACAGCAUUUCAGCCCGUACGCACCGAUGAAUGUCGGAGGUGCUACCGGUCGCGAGAUGCCGUUCAAAGUCAUGGUUCCCGGUCCAGCCCCAGAGAGGAGAGGAAGUCGUUAG